Phytophthora infestans T30-4 is the source of this 2067-nucleotide messenger RNA. Its product is annotated as 3-phosphoinositide-dependent protein kinase, putative. The coding region runs from base 1 to 2067 and encodes 688 amino acids. Gene Ontology annotation, biological process: protein phosphorylation. Gene Ontology annotation, molecular function: protein kinase activity; ATP binding. Lineage: Eukaryota; Oomycota; Peronosporomycetes; Peronosporales; Peronosporaceae. The transcript is spliced from 10 exons. The record is from RefSeq and is a predicted model, not a curated record.
AUGACGAUUAGCCCGAAGGACGCGACCGACAAGCCGAAAAUCGAAGAGUUUGCGCAGGGUAAAUCACUGGGCGAGGGCAACUUUUCGCGUAUCCUGGAAGCCACACACACUGCGACAGGAGAAAGGUUUGCUUUGAAAGUCAUCGAGAAGCAGCGCAUCAAACGAUUGCGCCUUCGUCACCAAAACAUCUUCAAUGAGAUCAACAUGGAGAAGGAGGCACUCAACCACCUGCGCCACCCGAACAUCAUUCGCCUGUACCAGACAUUUCAGGAUGACAACAAUUUAUAUUUUCUGCUAGAGCUGUUGAACGGUGGCGAGCUGCUCAGCCAUUUACUGCACGAAGGCCGACAAGUCGGACUGGAUGAGGAUCUCGCGCGCUUCUACUUGGCUGAUGUCGUGAACGCCGUCGAGUACAUGCACUCAAACCAAAUGCUUCAUCGCGAUCUGAAGCCAGAAAACAUGGUGGUUUGUAAGGAUACGGGUGGCCACCUGAAGCUCAUUGACUUUGGAACAGCCAAGAACCUGGCUGACAACAAACUGAACGGACCAAAUUUCGUUGGCACGCCAGAAUAUAUGCCUCCAGAGACGAUUGACAACAAGGAACCUACCUAUGCUAGCGACAUGUGGGCGUUCGGUUGCAUCGUUUAUCAGAUUCUGACAGGAGAAACACCGUUUAGUGGCGGGAGCGCGUACCUCACAUUCCUCCGUGUUCAAGAUGGAAGCUAUUACUUGCCAGACUACCUCUCUAACGACGCCAAGGAUUUGAUUAGCAAACUGCUGCAAAAAGUCCCCACAGACCGCCUAGGAGGCACUGAAAGCAAUGCUAUGAGUGCAGUCAAAGCACACCCUUUUUUCAAGGACAUCGACUUUGACAACCACGUGCAAGCACAACAGCCUGCUUCCCACUUUUGUGGACCAAAGCUAUUCCCGCUCGUGAAAAACCUUGCUGCCAUGGAGAAAGCUCGUAAUACACAAGACUCUUUGACCUUCGACGGAGACAUCUUACAAGAGCAAAUCAAAGCACUUUCGUCACGAGACACAAGUAUCUUGAUGCAUGUUCUUCGCCGCAAGCACAUCCUGCAUUUGCCGGGGCUAUACCCUCGCUUCUUUAGCUCGGUCAGCCGUGGUAGGUGCUUGUACGCCCGCAACCAAGGAUACGUAGGACUUACCCAUGAUCUUCAAAAUCAAUGGAGUGACACCUUCUCCUUCAUGCAGCUCUCAGGACCCAAACUUGGACAUGCCGCUGCCUUGACUGAAGCAGAUAACAGGGGUGGCUCUGUAUGGGAGACCGAAUCCGCAACAUUCCUCGAAGCUGUAAAAGUUCUGAACUACCAACAACCAGCCUUCGUUGUGAUUUGCGGAGACUUUGUUAACGCUAAGCCAAGUCAAGAAUUCUACACUGCUCAAGUCGUAGCUUUCCAGGAGCUGCUGAAUCAAAUCAAGCCGCAAAUCCGUCUGGUUUUUGCAGCAGGUUCCGAUGAGUUUGACAGUAAAGACGAACUGGCGAAGUACCAAGAACGCUUUGGUGAUUCCCGCUUCAGCUUUUGGUUCGGGGGUAUUAAGUGCAUCGUCAUCAACACUGCAAUGCUAUGUCACGCACAGGACUUCGAAGAAGAAAUACCAGCACAGACAGAAUGGAUGAAAAAGGAGCUGGAGAACGGAAAACUGUGUGCUCGUGGCACCGUGGUCUUUUCAGGCCACUCUCUUUCUCCGACGGUAAUAGGCGACUCCAACAACGAUGGACCGAAUAAUAUCCCAGAGCAGCUUCGAGAAAAAUACUGGGAUAUGAUUAAAAAUGGUCAGGCGUGUCUAGUGGUGAGCGGAAACUCAACGAACAAUAACGUGACCAGCAUCGUGACGAAGGCAUCCGAGGAAGGAGCAGAUGAAUACAAGUGCGAGGUUGUAGCAUGUAAAGCGCCCUUGGGAGGAGUUUCGAGCGUCAUCCAUCACACAAAGGUGUCCCAGUCUGGAGUCCACAGCCUGCUCACCCCCGAGGAAGAAGGUCAAGAAACAGUCUUGGCAGCCGAAAUGGUUACUAUUAAUGUUAACUCUGCACGCAAUGAUUGA